Trichomycterus rosablanca is the source of this 3313-nucleotide messenger RNA. RefSeq names its product solute carrier family 10 member 3 (gene slc10a3). Lineage: Eukaryota; Metazoa; Chordata; Actinopteri; Siluriformes; Trichomycteridae. The transcript has a single exon. Gene Ontology annotation, cellular component: membrane. Gene Ontology annotation, molecular function: bile acid:sodium symporter activity. Gene Ontology annotation, biological process: bile acid and bile salt transport. The coding region runs from base 323 to 1681 and encodes 452 amino acids. The record is from RefSeq and is a predicted model, not a curated record.
AUGAUCAGACUCUUCAUUAUUAGUGAUUUGAACAGGAAGCAGAAGUGAACUAACGGUACACAGCGGUCUAUCAACAGUUCUGCUGCUGCUGAGGAUUCCUGCUGGUACUGGCGGUGUGUGGGUGGUGCUGCUGGGAAUCAGAAGGUUUAUUGUGGUUCUGAUCUGAUCUGAACCUGGGCUGUCUGAUCUCUACAGAACAGGAACAGAAACAGAAAGUGAGAUGAACAGGAACUGCUGCAGGUUUUAGAGCUGUGUGGGUAUAUACUGGUUAUAUAGCUACUGGUGUAUAUAUUGGACUGGUUUGGUCUGGUUUGGACCCACCAUGAGGACUAUUUGGGUUCUGUACUGGGUGCUUCUGGUACCCGGUGCAUCCACACUUCCUCUUCUCACAAACAGCACAGUGGAGGUUCCGCAGCGGUUCCUCCACAUCGGUGAUGGAUCCUCUCAGGAGUUCGAGUUCCCGGAGAACACGGACGGCGUGAUGGUGAUCUCGAGUCGGUACCGGAGCUCGUGGAGUCGGGCGAGUCGGCAGAGCUGGAGACAGACGGUGAAGGUCCGAUCUCUGGAACCGGACGUCCUCUCCAUCCUGAACGUGAGCGAGAGCGGGCAAGCCGGUUCCUUCAGGAGCUUCAUCAUCAGCAUCCGGUCCGGACUGGCCGGAACCGCACCGCUGCUCAUCCAGCUGCUGGAUGUGGACGGUGAUUUGGAGCCGGUUCUGAUCGAGGAACGGCGCGAUUACUCCAUCCGGGUGGCACCGGGAGAAGAGGGCCUCCAGCGCUUUGCCCAUUUUUCGGAGAACCCGGUGCUGUUCGCCCUGCUGCCGCUCAUCUUCGUGAACAAGUGCGCUUUCGGCUGUAAGGUGGACGUGGAGGUUCUGAAGAGUCUCCUCAGACGCCCGGUUCCUCUGCUGCUGGGGGUAGCGGGUCAGUUCCUGGUGAUGCCGCUCUACGCCUAUGCGGUGUCCCGACUGGCAUCUCUGCCCAAAGCUCUAUCACUGGGACUGGUGAUCUCAUGCUCGGCGCCCGGUGGAGGUGGUGGGUACCUGUACAGCCUCUUACUGGGUGGAGACGUGACCCUCGCCAUCUGCAUGACUUUGGUAUCUACCGUUUGUGCCACAGCAGCCAUGCCCCUCUCUUCAGCGCUGUACGGGCGUCUGCUCGGCGUCCACGCUGCCCUACACGUGCCAUUUGUGAAGAUCCUGGGCACCCUGCUGUUCAUCGCCAUUCCAAUCUCGAUAGGCGUGUGCAUUAAGCUACACCUGCCCGCUCUCACCCAGGUGCUGCUGGCGCUCAUCCGACCAUUCAGCUUUCUCCUCAUCGUGGGUGGAAUCUUCAUGGCGUAUCAGAUGGGCGCCUCCAUCCUGGCUGCAGUGCAGCUCCGUAUCGUGCUCCUGGGCAUCACGGUGCCCGUGAUCGGACUGCUCGUCGGGUACGGUCUGGCACGCCUGGCGGGGCUGCCCUCGGCCCAGAGGAGGACGGUGGGUAUCGAGGUGGGCGUACAGAACAGCCUGCUCGCUUUAGCCGUGAUGCAGCUCUCGUUCCGGCGGGUGGAGGCGGACUACGCCUCUCAGGCGCCCUUCAUCGUGGCGCUCAGCAGUACCAGCGAGAUGCUGCUGCUCGUCCUCGCCCACUUCGCCCACCGACGCCUCUGCCCGCGGCCCAAACCCGAGACGGACAGCUGAGCCUCACGCUGCCUCUCGCACCCGACCAAAGACGCUGAAUCACCCGGAUCCUUAUAAAGAGACGUUUACCAGAGUCUGAUAUUUUUCUACGUUCUGCUUUGUAAAUUUGUACAUUCAGAUGUGUUUACAGCUCUGUGUGUGUGUGUGUGUGUAUAAGUGUGUGUGUGUGUGUGUGUGUGUGUGUGAGAGUGUGUGUUUACUCUAUAUAAUGAGUGUAAUUAGCAGAACAUCUUGCUGCUGAUCUACUCUUCCCACGUUUAUCUGCUCUGUUUUAAUUUUGAUUGCACUUUUAUCACCGUGUGUGUGUGUGUGUGUGUGUUUUGGAUGUUUUGGUUGUUUUGGCUGUUUUGAUGGUUUUGAUGGAUUUGCUGGAUUCCCGGAUUGUAAUGAACUGGGAUCGGUUCUCUCUGGGUGGAACCUGUAAUGUUAAUUACAGCCGAGAGUGGAACCGGUUCUUCCUCUGACGUGACAGUGAGAGCUUCAUCAUCACAUAAAGCCACCGAACUUACAAACAGAAACUAAAUGAUUUAGAUUUAAAAACACAGAUAAAUAAAUUUGGUGCUUUUAACUUUCAAGUGUUUACAGUAAAUGAGAAAAACAAACCGUUUAUCUGACCGAACCAGCCUCAGUUCUUCAGGGUAUCGAGGGUUCUGCUGACAGACUUUUAGUUUGCGUUGGGAUUUUGGUCUAGAGAUUAGUGCUGCUCCUGUCCGGGGACGAUUUGUGGUUCUAUGAAGGUUCCACCUGUGAUAAACCUGUGUAACCUGUGAUAUAACUGAAGCUGCUCUCUGAUUGGCUGACAGGUGAUUAGAGGUGAGGUGUAAGUUUAGAUCUGGAGAUUGUUUACACAGAGCUGAAUCAGCACAACAAAAACACCAGAAUAAUAAUACAUUCUUAUUAUAUAUUAUUAUUAAUGAUUAAUGUUUGAGUGGUGUGUGUGUGUGUGUGUUGGAUCAGGACACCUCAUGGUGUUUAUAUAACGAGAUUUUAUCUUAAAUUAAAUUGUAUCUUCAGGACUGUAAGGAACCACGAGGAGAAACGGAAUGAAACAGUUCUGUUGUUUUUUUUGGUGUUUUUUCCCCUCUUUGUACCCAGUUUGGAUAUACUCAGUUCCCCUGUGCAGCGUACAGAGGUCGCCACAGUGCCUUCUCUGGGUGAGGAGGUCACGGGCCAGUACACGCCCCUCCUCUGACAUGUGAUUUAGAGAGUCUCAGCGCGUACAGAGGACCGGUCUACACUCUCCAUGUUCUCCACCAGACCAUCCGCUCCUCAGACAUGCCACCGAGACUUGAACUAGAGAGUCGAGGUUGUGUGGUGGUGGGUUCGUCUAUCAGAGCGCUGCGCCACACCCGUUUCUGAUGGUGAAGUUAGAAUGUAUAGAACGCUGAUGUAUGGAACAUUAAUGUAUACAACACUGAUGUAUAGAACGCUGACGUGUGUAACACCAUGACAGGUCCGCGGUUCUCAGCCUUGUGCACAGAGUACAUUUUUACAGAACUGUUUAUAUGAAGUUCUCGGCAGAUAAAAGAAUCUAUAUUUUUAUCAUUUCAUAAUGUUAUUAUUUGAUGCUCUUUAUUUCUGUGGAGCUUAUUCACAUGAGAAAAUGAUCUGAAUAAAAUCGUUUCCUCUUUA